This is a messenger RNA of Adelges cooleyi (spruce gall adelgid), 1412 nucleotides long. RefSeq lists its product as uncharacterized. The transcript has 4 exons. Bases 50 to 1327 code for a protein of 425 amino acids. NCBI's taxonomy places the organism in Eukaryota, Metazoa, Arthropoda, Insecta, Hemiptera, Adelgidae. The record is from RefSeq and is a predicted model, not a curated record.
UCCGGAGUUACAUUCCGUCUUGUGUUUGUGUGCUGUAGCAGAAUCCACAAUGAAGCAGAACCAAUUCGUCGCCUGUGUAUUUGUGUGCCUUUUGGUGCUGCCGGCCCACAACUUUGUACAAGCCGACCAGACCGUCGCUACGCCUUCAAUCGGAACGGGUUCAACCGGAAUUGAAUCUGCUCCCGCAUUGACACCAGCUAACAACGACCAAGAUGGAAAUGCCAAUGGAAACGGAGUUGGAUCGACGGCGAUACUUCCAAACAACCCGUGUGCUCUGCCAACCGGCAUCAACUCAGACGCCGAGUUACUCACCGUGUUGAGCUCCGAGACUUCCAUAGCGGCUCUUCCCUCGCAGGUGCUCACCCAGGUCAUCAUGUACUUGGCCGCAUCCCCCAACUUGGUGGCCAUCCUGCCCCCACCCGUUCUCAUCAACCUGGUGCUCGUGUUGACGGCCGCGCCCCAACUGGUGUGCUCGCUCACCCAACCGGCCCUUUACGCUUUGCUCGCCAUCUUGACCGGCAAACCCUGCGUGCUGACCCUGUUGCCGUUGCCCGUGCUCGUGAAAUUCAUCACCGUGCUCCUCUCCCUGUCGCCUGGCACCCUCUACAACGCUCCCACCUCCGCGCUGGUCGUGCUCGUCGGACAAGUGAGCACGCCGGCCAUCCUGACCGCUCUGCCCACCGGUGCCAUCAUCAACCUGAUCACCGUCCUGUCGCUGCGCGAAUCCCUGAUCAACGGUCUGCCUUUGCCGACCAUCGUGUCCCUGUUGACCUUCUUGGCCGGGUCGCCCACCAUCUUGACCGCACUGCCGCCGUCCACCCUGUUUAAAUUCGUCGAAGGACUGCUCGACACCCUGUUCGACUCCACGCCUUUCUUGGUCAACGCCGUGCCCACCGCCGUCUUGGGCAAAAUCUUGGCCGUGAUCCUGACCCCGUGCAUCAUCACCGUACUGCCCACCAGAACGAUUAACCUGCUUUUGGGCGUGCUCGGCACUGCCCCGUCCCUGCUGUCCGUGUUGCCGUGCACCACGCUGGUGUCGCUGUUCACCGUCUUGGCCUCGUCGCCCAACAUAUUGGUCAACGUCAACACCAACUACAUCGUCAACUUGCUCGUCCAAAUCGUCACCUAUCCAAACCUGAUCAAUGUCGUGCCCCAACAACUGAUCGUCGCCUUGCUGAACGCAAUCGCAUCUUAUUUGCCCGCCUCCUUAAACUCCAUUCCCCCGUACGUCGUGUCUGCUUUGUUGGGUUACGGUGGCGGUUGCGGAGGCGGAUGUGGAGGCGGAUGUGGUGGCUGUGCCGUCGGCGUCGCUAGUCUUGCUAACUAGACUCCUUAACUACUUUGUACCGAAAAUAUACCAAUUAACUAUUUAAAUCAUCACUUCUUCAAAAACACAAUUGAAUAAAAUAUGA